Messenger RNA from Dracunculus medinensis (Guinea worm), 1221 nucleotides. The record is from the annotation of a GenBank genome assembly. Lineage: Eukaryota; Metazoa; Nematoda; Chromadorea; Rhabditida; Dracunculidae.
AUGAUCAGUCAUUCUUGGUUCCAACUAUCAAACCGAUCGCAUUUUUCCAUAGACAUUGUGGAUUGCCUUCGAUUUAUUAUGUUAACUCGAAAAAGGCGUCAACAAGUUCCCACAUUUUUAGAGGGGACUCCGGGUCGGUAUUUUAAAAGAGAUAUGCCACCAAAAAUGCCGUCUUAUGAUGGCUUUCAACAAAAUGCGCCAGUUGAUUCGGAUUCGUGGGCUCAGUCAACCCAAAGUCUUGAUCAUCAUAUUAAAGGUAAUUUAAGUAAUAAGAAUUCUCGAAGUGUGGUAAGCAUAUGUCGGCCUGUGACUUAUUUACCAUCACAGAAUUGUAAUGGUGGUCCUUCGAUUCAUCCCAUCGUCACUAAUUUAGGAAUGGGUGUCUCUUCAAGUGUCGGAAAUGUUGUCCAGCAUGAAACUAAUUCGAUGUCUAACAAAAGCGUCAAUCAGCGACCAACGUCCAUCUCUUUACAGAGCCUCCCUGGACGUUCAAUAACUAGCUGUAUAGCAAAUGCAGGUUUGUGUGUUGAUCCACGUGAUGAUAAUUUGCCACUUCCAGCGAACUGGGGAAUUGAACUCACUCAAGAUGGAAUAAGAUAUUAUGUGGACCACAAGAGAAAAAGGACACAUUGGAUACAUCCAUUAGCAAGAGAAACUCUGCCUCGUGGAUGGAUAAAACGAUAUGAUGAAGUGAACGGCGUUGUUUAUGUGAAUGAAACUGAACGUCGUUGUCAGUUUUAUCAUCCUGGCUUCACAACACCAUUAGGAACAUCGCAUCAUUGCCCGGAAAAACACUGCAUCUGUCGUAAAAUAUUUAUAAAUUAUGUACCAUCAAUCGGCAAUUAUUUGGAAGAAUGGAGGCACAUAGAUGGUAAUCGCAAAGAAUCUGUCAUUACACCACUAAAAGCCGAAAGCACCAUAGAGAAUCUCAAUAUCAUAAGUGAAGUUAACGACUGUACCUACCCAACGGUUGCUUCUUUUUUUGCAGAUACACCAAGUUGGCUUCGUUUAUAUUCUAGCGCACCAACGAAAUUCGACCAUAUUUUAUCGUGGGAGUUAUUUUCGAUUUCACAGUUGGAGGAUUUCGAUAUGCACUUGAGAAAACUAUUUAAACAAGAGGUUAUUGAUACGGUGAUUAGAUAUGAGCGUUUACGACGUGAAAUUUAUCGGGAAUUAUUUAGGAGGCAACUAGAUGACGAUUCUUCGUCGAUAAUUGUAUAA